GUUUGACUUCCAUUUUCUAUACAGCUUCUUUCGUUUACCGUUUGGCAAAAGUUUGACGGGCAGCACUUUAGUGGUGUCCAUAUACUUAACAAUUCUCCUCUACUUUAUAUUAUAAACCGUUUCUCAUGUCGGCAAACAUAAGUAGAAUAUUUAUGUAAAAAUGUUCAUCAUGCAACGUGCUCGCAUAAUUACCUCGUUAAAGAAUACGAUGUUACCAUUAAUGCAAAGGACACUUCAAACUCAUGGAAUUCUCAGCACUGCCAGGCUACUACCAGCUUCCACAAUACUGAAUUCUAAAAGUAUCCACAUGACAUUUGCGCGUUAUGAUAACUCAUCUCCAUCGACUGUACCUAUAUCUUCAAACUUACAAAUGGGACUUGGAAAGAGGUUGUUAAAAAAGAUCGGUUUCAUGGAUCUACAAAAAUAUAGAUAUAUGGUGCUUGCUUGUUACGCGUAUGAACAUAUAUUACGUCAAGUAGAUUAUAGUUUCUUUUAUAAACAUUUUAACAUGCCAGACACGUUAUUCUCAUGGUUUCUGGUGACAGAACUUCAUGUAUGGAUGUUAAUGGUUCGUUAUAUGGCAGAAGGAAAAGAUGGACAAUUCAUUAGGAACGAAAUAGUAACAGCAAUGUGGGAUGAUACAAAAGCUAGAACGGAAAAACUGGGUGUAAUAUCUACUAAUAUUAAAGGCAAAGAGAUAAUCUUAUUAUCGCAUCAAUUUAAUGCUGCUAUAAUAGGAUAUGAUGAGGGUAUAUUAUCUGAUGACAAAGUAUUAGCAGGAGCAUUAUGGAGAAGAUUCUUUUGUUUCGAAUGCAAUGAUCCAGAACAUGUCGAAUUACUUAUCAAUUAUGUUAGGAUACAAAUUUCCAUACUCGACAACAUACCAACCGUAGAGAUUUUAAAGAAAGCUGAUUUUAAGUUAGUAGAUAUAAAAAGUUUAUGCAAACAUUAAUAAGAGGAUAUAAUGAAUAGAACCGUGAAGGGUACUUUGGAAUACGUACUUAUUUAUUACAAUGAUGGUUCUACGUAAAGUAUUGCUGUAAAAAAAUGUA
This is a messenger RNA of Dinoponera quadriceps, 1052 nucleotides long. RefSeq names its product ubiquinol-cytochrome-c reductase complex assembly factor 1 (gene Uqcc1). Gene Ontology annotation, cellular component: mitochondrion. The transcript has 6 exons. The record is from RefSeq and is a predicted model, not a curated record. Bases 161 to 952 code for a protein of 263 amino acids. Lineage: Eukaryota; Metazoa; Arthropoda; Insecta; Hymenoptera; Formicidae. Gene Ontology annotation, biological process: mitochondrial respiratory chain complex III assembly.